UUCACUUCCGGGCCGCGGUCUAGGGCGGCUACGUGUGUUGCCAUAGCGACCAUUUUGCUUUAACUGGUUGGUAGGGUCUCUCCUGGGGGUUGAGCGACUGCGGGCCAGCUCUUCCCCUACUCCCUCUCGGCUCCUUGUGGCCCAAAAGGCCUAAGCGGGGUCCGGCGGUCUGGCCUAGAGAUAUUCCCGUUGCCCCUUUGGGGCGGGAUGGCUGCGGAAGAAGAGGACGAGGUGGAGUGGGUGGUGGAGGGCAUCGCGGGGUUCCUGCGAGGCCCAGACUGGUCCAUCCCCAUCUUGGACUUUGUGGAACAGAAAUGCGCAGUUUUUGAUGAUGAAGAAGAAAACAAAUUGACCUAUACAGAGAUUCAUCAGGAAUACAAAGAACUAGUUGAAAAGCUGUUAGAAGGUUACCUCAAAGAAAUUGGAAUUAAUGAAGAUCAAUUUCAAGAAGCAUGCACUUCUCGUCUUGCAAAGACCCAUACCUCACAGGCCAUUUUGCAACCUGUGUUGGCAGCAGAAGAUUUUACUAUCUUUAAAGCAAUGAUGGUCCAGAAAAACAUUGAAAUGCAGCUGCAAGCCAUUCGAAUAAUUCAAGAGAGAAAUGGUAUAUUACCUGACUGCUUAACCGAGGGCUCUGAUGAGGUCAGUGACCUUGAACAGGAAGAGAUGAAAAUCCUGAGGGAAGCUCUUAGAAAAUCAAAAGAGGAAUAUGACCAGGAAGAAGAAAGGAAGAGGAAAAAACAGUUAUCAGAGGCUAAAACAGAAGAGCCCACAGUGCAUUCCAGUGAAGCUGCAAUAAUGAAUAAUUCCCUAGGGGAUGGUGAACAUUUUACGCACCCACCCUCAGAAGUUAAAGUGCCUUUUGCUAAUCAGUCAGUAGAACCUUUGGGAAGAAAAGUGGAAAGGUCUGAAACUUCCUCCCUGCCACAAAAAGGCCUGAAGAUUCCUGGCUUAGAGCAUGCGAGCAUUGAAGGACCAAUAGCAAAUUUAUCAGUACUUGGAACAGAAGAACUUCGGCAACGAGAACACUAUCUCAAGCAGAAGAGAGAUAAGUUGAUGUCCAUGAGAAAGGAUAUGAGGACUAAGCAGAUACAAAAUAUGGAGCAGAAAGGAAAACCCACUGGGGAGGUAGAGGAAAUGACAGAGAAACCAGAAAUGACAGCAGAGGAGAAGCAAACAUUACUAAAGAGGAGACUGCUUGCAGAGAAACUCAAAGAAGAAGUUAUUAAUAAGUAAUCAUUAAGAACAAUUUAACAAAAUGGAAGUUCAAAUUGUCUUAAAAAUAAAUUAUUUAGUCCUUCCAC
This is a messenger RNA of Piliocolobus tephrosceles (Ugandan red Colobus), 1304 nucleotides long. RefSeq names its product cilia and flagella associated protein 36 (gene CFAP36). The transcript has 10 exons. The record is from RefSeq and is a predicted model, not a curated record. The coding region runs from base 208 to 1236 and encodes 342 amino acids. Gene Ontology annotation, cellular component: ciliary base; axoneme. Lineage: Eukaryota; Metazoa; Chordata; Mammalia; Primates; Cercopithecidae.